Messenger RNA from Neltuma alba, 702 nucleotides. RefSeq names its product major pollen allergen Ole e 10-like. The coding region runs from base 102 to 449 and encodes 115 amino acids. The record is from RefSeq and is a predicted model, not a curated record. The transcript has 4 exons. NCBI's taxonomy places the organism in Eukaryota, Viridiplantae, Streptophyta, Magnoliopsida, Fabales, Fabaceae.
CAAUCAACCCCUCUAGCUCACUUCUUCUCUCUCUUCAUCAUUCUCCUCUUUAAUCAUCAAACACUCAUCAGUAUCAGUACUUGCGUCGAUUCAGCUCAACCAUGGCUAAAGUCGGCGUUCUCUUUUACAUUCUGCUUUUGUUUCUCACCUCAGGGGGGAAUCUGAUGACAUCCAAUGCCAAUGGACUGAGAACUUGGUGCGUGGCAAGGCCUUCAUCAGACCAAGCUACUCUUCUUGCGAAUAUCAAUUAUGCCUGCUCUCAAGUUGAUUGCCGGAUUAUGCAAAAAGGGUGUCCCUGUUCCACACCUGAUACUCUCAUCAACCGUGCCUCCAUAGCCAUGAACCUCUACUUUCAGUCCAGGGGAAGAAACCACUGGAAUUGUGACUUCAGAGGCUCUGGCCUCAUGGUCAUCACUGAUCCAAGUUAUGGUAACUGCAUUUAUGCAUAGAAGGUGGGAUCACAAACAAGUGCAAGCUUAAGCGUUUAGUUGUUACCAUAUGCUAUAGGUAUAAAUAUGUACUCAACUGAGUUUUAUCACGAGCGUCUGCCUGUUCAUAUUUCAAUUUCCCAUAGCUUAUCCAAUCAAGUUUAGCACUUUUCUUUCUUUGUCAAUAAUAUACUAGUUUCUCUGAAGGUUUGCUGAUUUUGGCUCUGAAAAUGUAACUAAUUGUAAUAUAUUUAAUAAUUACUUUUUAAUUUUA